Funneliformis caledonium is the source of this 558-nucleotide messenger RNA. The record is from the annotation of a GenBank genome assembly. Lineage: Eukaryota; Fungi; Glomeromycota; Glomeromycetes; Glomerales; Glomeraceae.
AUGAUAGCUGAACAUUUAUCUAAUAAUAGUUUUCAGCAUGACCCAGUCUAUGAUAUACACAACAGAGAAUAUAUUGAUGAUCUUAUACAAGUACUAAUUCUGUAUGAACUUUUUAAAAAUGCAGAGAACGCAAUGUCAGCGACUAAGGCAUCAGCUAAAAUGGUUCUAUCUACUAAUAUCAGUAUAGAUUCGAUCAGAAAAUAUCCAAAUAAUAUUGAUAUUCCAAAUGAAUUUUACAAUCUAGUAGAGGCAUUUUAUUAUUCGAUUCUAAGAGAAAGAGAAGGGUUGGAUGGCAAAUACCCUCUUUCGCAUUGUAUAUCACCUAUCAAACUUGUUAACGAGAAACUUAUACUAGCUUCUGGUGAAUAUUACAUGGAAAAAAGGCCCCUAAGUGAUGAUACUGUAAGAGGUGAAUCAGAACUUUUGCUUGACCUAGGAUUAAUAGACGAUGAUUCUCUUGCGGAUCAAGGGGAAAAAAUAACUAAAACUAUUACACAUGAUCAAAUAACAAGUCUUACUAUAGAUGUGGAAAGUUCUGCAGAUAAUUUAACUAAUUAA